GCUGAUGGUACAAGAGAUGGGGGGCUCGGCACGCACCAGUAAUCCAGUAAAUAGUUAUCACUUGGCUUCCUCCUGCUCGCCUUGUCUGAAAAAGUCACUUGUUUGAGAACCUAGGCCACGUCUUCUCUUCCCCAACACACACAUUGCACCUUGGGGCCCCGAGUCAUCGAAGUCACUCAGUCAUUGUAUAAAACUCGCACUUCAUCGCGUGUGCAAAAAAGGCCGGUCUGCGCCACACCAUACCGACGCACACGAGUUGUGUUUGCUUUUUUACCGAGCACGGCGUCUGACCAGCGACGGACCAUAACUUCACGAGCCGUUGCGGCCGAAAGAACUCCAUCCGGCCCCGUCGUCCCCUGAUACUCUUGAGCACACAUCAUCUUCUUCUUCGAACAGUUUUACGUACUCUUCGAGUUUGGGAACCCCUCCUUGUUGUUUUUAUUUUAUUUCCUCGAGCUGGCGAAGUGCGGGAUCAAUGCCUUAUUAAUUCAAUUUACCGGUUGUGGAGGAACAGACGGGGUUUGUACUAUAGUUGAGCGAGCCGUCAGGCGAACACCUUGAACCGUUCAGCGCUGCCACGGACGGGCGACACAGACGUGCGAAACUCCGCCACGAUUCCCGGGCAGCUUACCAGACCGUGUACUCUUGGUUGACGACGGCCGGUGACAAAAAUAAUAAUAAAAACCACUGGCUGUGUCCAGUGUUUUUUUCCGGGGAGGGAUCACAGACGAAAUUAGCGGAAUUGUUUGACCGUGCACGAUGGCGACAAUGAUGGAUCUUCAUCGGAGAGCGCACCAAAUGCCGCAUGGUUCAUGUCACGGUGGAGUGAACCAACUCGGCGGCGUUUUUGUGAACGGGAGGCCGUUGCCCGACAUGGUGCGACAGCGGAUUGUCGACCUGGCCCACAGCGGCGUCCGGCCCUGCGACAUCUCCAGGCAGCUCCGCGUGUCGCACGGCUGCGUCAGCAAGAUUCUUGGCAGGUACUACGAGACGGGCUCCAUUCGGCCCGGGGUCAUCGGGGGCAGCAAGCCCAAGGUAGCCACCCCGAAAGUCGUGAACAAGAUCGCCGAGUACAAGCGGCAGAAUCCCACCAUGUUCGCCUGGGAGAUCCGUGACCGGUUACUGGCCGAGGCCGUCUGCGAGAAGGACAGCGUGCCCAGUGUCAGCUCCAUCAAUAGAAUUGUGCGCAAUAAGCUGGGAGACAAGAAACCAGACGAGGACACGCUGACUGGCCUGGCCUCAUCCUCAGCCUCAUCUAACAGCAUUCUCUCGCCGGAGGGGGACCGAACUGGCUCUUCUUAUUCCAUCAACGGUAUCCUCGGCAUCCCUAAACCGGAGAAGCGACACAAGCGGGAAGGAUUCCCUGAAGAAGGUGGUCACGGCAAGAUGGGCGGCGAAGACAAAGCGCGGGAAAUGAUGCGGACGAAUGGGGGCGCCUUCUCCCCUCACCAGAUCGAGGCCUUGGAGAAGGCCAUCGACAAAUCCCAGUACCCGGAUGUGCUGUUCAUGCACCCAGAUGCCCAUGGCAACAGGAGACAGGUCUCGACGAGCGAGUACCAUUCCCUGACAGCUGCCCUCGGUGCCUCUACGCAUGCGUCUGACGUCAAACCCCACGUUAGCGAUCCUCAUCAUCAACAGCACCACCAAGCGGUGACCUGUGGUUACCAAGGGUCGGCCUCUCACACCAUCACUUCCUCAACCAGCAGCAGUGCAUUGAAGCACGAAGGGGCGCCCGCUAGCGGCACUCUAACAGUACUCCAGCCGGCCACAGUGGGCGGCAUGGGCGGCUACAACCACUCGCAUAGCGCCCUCUCGCAGCUCAGCUCAGCAGCUUCAAACUUCAGCCAAUAUUCAGGUUCUAAUGCGGGCUAUUCCACUUCAAGUCAAGGGGGUUACGGUUCUGGUUCCAUACACGCAGGCCUGGGUCCGCCACUGGUUCUCCCCCAUGGUGGUGGUUCAUAUGGUCACAACCACAGGGAAGGUGACUAUUCCAAUCAGUUUUCGUCCAUGCAGUACAACCACCCUCAGUUCUCUUCCAUGACGCCCGGCCACUACAACGACUGGCAGCGGCUAAGUACCCAGAGUUUGCUAACUAAACCCGGAACCAGUCUACCCAUCACCAUGACCAGCCAGAACACAGCAACAACGCAGCUGCAGAUACCACAGCAGCCACAGCAGCCACAGCCACAGCAGCAACAGCAGCAGCCACACUCCCGUACCAAUCAGCAGCAACACCAGACACAUGCGCAGUGCGAGGCCCUGGUCGGCAUGACGUCACUGGACACUGUGGUCGGCGGCAACCGGCUGCAGAACGUGCUGGAUUUACGGACGAGUACCACGGGCGGAACCGCGGCCAGCAAAGAUCCUAAAGUCUCUCUGGCCUGGGUGACGUUAGAUCAGUAAUCGAAGGAACAACAACAUGCCAAUCAAAAAAUGAAACCACCAUUAUAAGUAAUUUUUAUAUGUAAAAAAAAAACGAUUUUAAACAGUUCUAUCAAUCUGAAAGCCUUAUAAUAAUGAUGAACUGGUUGAAAGUAAAGAUAAAAUAAUAAGUCAUACAAAGUAUUUACGUAUUUAACUUAAUUAUGACUAAUCAUGUAAAAGCGAUAUCUGAACUUGAUUCCCACAUACGUCAGGCAUACCCUAAUUGUUAUAAACUUAUGGGGCACUUAACACGCGCUAAAGCACAUGUCACAGGUGUUCUUAAAAUGUAGGCGCGCGCGUGUUAACUUUAAGUCAAUCCCAUUGGUCGAAGGAGCAGCGCGUACGCGUGCACAUAUAAACGCGAUCAUGGCACCUAAGAGAUGACUUUCAUUUGUGGUCGCUUGGUACACUAUUAUAAUGUAAUAUGGGAACAUUAACUAAAUGCCUCAGUCGGCUGCUGCCUAACGCGCACGUUUAUAAGGCUUGGGAAAUAUUUCGACCCUAAAUCGACAGGCAGUGACGAAAUGGAAGAAAAAAAGAUCUGCAAACUGCAGUCUUGGACAAAAUUGUCGACACGGUGAAUUUAGCACUUGCUUAAUUCAUUCGGUGUUGUCGACAAUGGCUGUUAAUUUAAUCGACAAACUUCAACUCGCGUGCCGGUCAUGAGCCUAUACCUAUAUACCUGUGCCCUAAACCUGAAACGAAAAUACCUUGUGGUUUACUUGUCUCUAUAUAAGUGCCUGAUUUCCACACACAUUAAAAGAAUACCCACCCUUAACUUUUGCAUGCAACUCGGUUGUUGUACGAAAGAAAUAGCAAUAUCGCAUUCAUUAAUAACAUUCUGUACAUAUUAAAAUUAUAUAUUCGGUUUUUUUCGGUCACUUAAAAACUAGUUAUUGUGGUAUUUAUACGAAACGAACAAACAACAAAAGAGGUUGAACAACUUUAUAAAUAAUAAAGACUGUUUAUAACACUUGUUGGCUGUGUAUUAUUUGACUUUUUAUACACUAAGGGAUGGUUAGUUUUUUUUAAGUUUAAUAUUUGUACAUGACUAUUAUAGGUUUAUCAUGGGUGUUACGUUAUUUACGUUUGUUUGUUUGUUAGGAGUUGGUGCAAUACACGUAAGUUAUUAUUUUUAAAAGACUGGUAUAUGGUAACAAAUUUGAGGGGACGAUGUAUAUAUGGCUGCAAAACGACCGAAUUUCAACCAAAGUCUCGCCAUACACGAGAUUUGUUUUUCAGCUUUUUAGUGUAUUUGUGGUGUGUAUAUUAUUCUGAAUCAUUUUGUUCACAAUCGCAGCAGUCAGUUUGAUGAUGGCCCACAUCAAUCGAUAGAGGGCGUACAUCCACAGAAGCAUAUGCCAAAAAACAAUAGAAUAGUGUUUUCGGCUUUUUGUGACUACUGCGAGUUUUGGACACUAUGGAUGUCUGGCUUCUCAUUCCCAUUGUAGCGUAUCCCUUUUUGUGUUUAUAUCAUCAAAAUACUUUGCAUUCUUUUGUUUUGUUUUCUUUUCUUUUCUUUGUUUUGGCCCGCCGACCCAAGUAAAGUAUUGAACAUCAGUUCUAAACAGUGCUCCGUGUUUCUAAAACAUGCACUGAAUGUCUCAGGCGUUUUGUACUAUUUAUAACUUGUCAUAAUAUUGGCUGUUUUGUAUAGCUUUUAAUUACGAGGUCUUCUAGACAAUGUUAAAAGGGAUUUCUUUGUUUACGUUAACAUGCAUGCGACAUGCAACAGUCGUGACAUCAAUUGGUUGUUUUUAAGUAACCAAAUGUUACUCAGAAGAGAGUUUUAUAAACUGCGAGUUAUUUAUCGGGAAAAUUGGAAAUUGUUAAUUUGGGAGAUAUAUGGCGUGGAGAUAGAACAGUUACUGCAUUCAUUGAAACUAUGUGAUAACACAAGCCAUAUUGAACCGAUUUAUUGAACUAAUUCGACAAUAAACGCACAGACUACAUUGACGGCUUUGUUUUCGUCAAUUAUUUCAUUCAUAAAUCAAAAUUCGGGAAGUCAUUGAUACUGAAAAAAAUAAUGACUGAAUUUAAGGUGAUUCAAAAUUACUGAUAUUUUUUUAUUUGGAACACAAACUUUCAAGUGAGUGUUUGACUGAUCUGAAACCUUAUUCUAAGUUCAUUUUUCCCCUCUAUAAAUAAAACUAGAGAGCUGCAUUUUUGAAUAUUCAUUUGUUUAUAAUGAUACUAAUUAUAGUGGAGCAAAUUGUUUUUGUCAAAUGAGAGUACAAACAAACAAAUCGGGUUUUUUAAAUCGGAAAAAAAAUUAACAUUGGUCAUUGACCAGAGAUUUGUAGAAAAUGUGCUUGUAUCAUUUCAAGACAAACACCGAAUUCACUGAUUCAACUAAUUCAUUAAUACUAAACCACCGCGAUUUUUAAUUUUUAUUCUGACAAAAUCUGCUGAUUGGUGAAAUAAUUUUGUUCAAUGCAGACUGAUGGCAUGAUUCGUUUAUUAUUUGUAGAAUAGCAAGAUAUUUAUCGUUUACUUUUUUAUGUAUACGGUAUGCCCAAUGUUAAGAAAGUGAUUACAACUGAUGCAUAUUUCUGCGCAUUGCUUUUGCUUUUACUUCAAACUUGAAUACUUUCUCAAUAAUAUUGUUAUAGUAACAUUCUGAUAUUCAGACUCUUGCUACACGUGCAUUCCUUAACAUUCAUUCCUGUUUUCCAUUCCAUUUUUUUCGGUAUCAUGUGUUGUUUAUUUUUUAUGGGUGUUGCUAGAAUAUAUUCAAGAUUUAGUUAAACUUUCUUGCAUUCCGAUCUUUCCAGCUUAUAAAAAGUCGCAAACCUCAGUUUAAAUAUCUUAACUUAUCUGCAAAAUUCUGAGUGUAAUGUCAGUUGUGAACAAACAACAUUCAUUUGUAAGAACAACUCUUUAAAAUGUCUAUUUUCGAUAAACGUCAUUCGUCAGUACUGUGUAACACUGUGUACUAGUCUAUACAUUACGCAAACUCCUUUUUGAAUGAUUGUCAGUUUUUUGAUAAACAAAGUAUUCCUUAUAAUGUAAAAUAUAUAAUUAUCUUCGCUGUUAUUUUAUUGUUCAAAGUUUCCAUUGUAUAGUUGUCUGGGACGAUGUGACCAACUUUAAAAGAAAUACGGGAGAAAAACUGAAA
Patiria miniata (bat star) is the source of this 5542-nucleotide messenger RNA. Its product is annotated as paired box protein Pax-5-like. The record is from RefSeq and is a predicted model, not a curated record. Lineage: Eukaryota; Metazoa; Echinodermata; Asteroidea; Valvatida; Asterinidae. Gene Ontology annotation, biological process: regulation of transcription by RNA polymerase II; anatomical structure development. Gene Ontology annotation, molecular function: RNA polymerase II cis-regulatory region sequence-specific DNA binding; DNA-binding transcription factor activity, RNA polymerase II-specific. Bases 760 to 2403 code for a protein of 547 amino acids. The transcript is spliced from 10 exons.